Naegleria gruberi is the source of this 1266-nucleotide messenger RNA. RefSeq lists its product as uncharacterized. The coding region runs from base 1 to 1266 and encodes 421 amino acids. Lineage: Eukaryota; Heterolobosea; Eutetramitea; Acrasida; Naegleriidae. The transcript is spliced from 2 exons. The record is from RefSeq and is a predicted model, not a curated record.
AUGAACGUGCAACACAUAAAGACCAUUUCAUCUUCCUCCUCAGAGGAUGAACGAAUUUCCAUUAUCAAAUCAGAGAAAGCCUCUUCAUCAUCAGCAUCACGUAGAAAAGUAAUUUUAGGAAUUUCCAUCACAAUGAUUAUUCUGGUGAUUUGUUUGAUUGUUUUGGGAGUAAUUGUGAUGGCUAUUUGUUUUGGAGUUGGUUCAUAUGUGUGGGAUUUAGCAUUUGGAACUGAUAAAGCAGAGGAUUGUCCGAAUAGUGUGAGACAGAACAGACCUUGGAAUUUUACUGUGGCCGAUGCUGAUUAUUGUCCUCCCUUGGUUGAUUCCUAUAAUUAUUCAUUGUUGAAGAAUGUUUAUUUGAAUUAUGAUGAAAUUAAACCAUAUUUUGAGGAGGUUACAUUUAAAUCGAGAGAUACUGAGUGGGUUGCAAGUGGAAGUGGAAAUAUUGUUGGAAAUUUGGUGUUACAACCAGUUGUGAAUGAAACGAGUCGUUUUGUGAUUGUUGUGCACGGAUAUCAAUGUUGUAGAUUUACGUAUGCAAGUGUUGAGCCAGCUGCCAUGCUCUAUAGAAAUGGAUUCAAUGUCUUGUAUAUUGAUUUGAGAAAUUAUGGAGAUUCUGAUAUUUAUGCUCCAAAUCCAUACGCUUCAUAUGGUUAUUAUGAACAUCGUGAUGUUUUGGGAGCUUUGGAUUAUUUGGAGAGUAGAUUUAAAUUCCUAAAGAAUGCUUCACAACCAAGAGUGGCUGUUUUUGGAACUUCAAUGGGAGCUGCAACCUCAUUGAUUGCCUUCUCACAAGAGAAGAGAUUCAAAAUGGUAUUUGCCGAUUCACCACCUUGUAACGUGUACGAAACAAUAAUGUUUGGAGCUGAACAAAUUGCUCCUGGCAUGUCGGGUGCCCUUUUUAAUUUAGCCAAAUCAGUAGUUGCAAUUAAGGGAACUCAAGGAUUUCCACCAUUCCCUCUCGAUCCUCAAACAUGCAUGAAAACUGUUGACCUAUCAGGAGAGAGAAGAAUAUUCUUCUUCCAAGGUUCAUCAGAUUAUGUAGUUCCAGAAUUCAAUUAUUAUCAAUGUAUUGAAGCAGCUACCGCCAGUGCCAAAUCUCAGAACGUAAACAUUACAGAAAAGAUCAAUUCACACUUGUUUGAAGUGGAUUAUUCCAAGAUUAGUGGAAGAGGAGUUGAUUUUUGUGAUGGACACCUGGUGCCAAUGUAUGUCGAUCCUGCAGGAUAUGAAAAGAUAAUGAUUGGAUUUUUCAAAGAUUUGUAG